CUCUCUUUCACCGACCCGCCACCCUCGCCUGCCCGCAGUUGCUGCGCGGCUCUUUCCUAGACCUUGCGCGCUCCCGCAACACCACCUACCCGCCACACCUCCGCAACCAUGUCCCACCUCAAGCCCAGCUCUGCUGCGCGCAUCUCGGCACCCUCGCCGACGCCCUCGAAUGCCUCUGCCAGCGGCGCCAAGCGAAAGCGCCCCGACGAUGGCACGCCCAACAUCGUCUACUCGCAGCCCCAGGAAACUGGCACCGGGAGCCACAUCUACACGCAGCUCACCUACACCGUCGAGCACCUGCGCGCCAACCAGCGAUGGAUGAGCUUCAAGGAGAUCACAGACUACCUCAACGUACCGGAGAAUGACCACCAGACCCGCCACCACCUUACUGAGCUAUUCCGGAGCAACAACCCGCAGAACCGCAUAGCCUACAAUCCCGCGGAUAAUACAUACCGCUACAGGCCCAAGUUCGAGAUCCGCAAUGCCUCAGAGCUAAAGGGAUAUCUACAAAACCAGAAGUCGGCCCAGGGUCUUUCUGUGAAGGACCUCAAGGAUGGGUGGAGCGCCGUGCAGGAUGAGCUCAAGAGCCUGGAGGAUAGGAAGGAGGUGCUCGUCAAGCGGAACCAGAAGGAUCAGCAGGCGAGGACUGUGUGGAUCAACGACCCGACCCUCAUGCACAAGAUGGACCCCGAGUUCCAGAACGAGUGGCACAAGAUCCAGAUCCCGCCGAACCCCGACGACUUGCGCAACAGCCUGCUGGCAGCGGGCCUCAAGCCGUCGAGUGCGCCGCGCGAGGUAGUGUCCACAAAGCCGAAGGAGAAGAAGCGGAAGGCCCCGCGUCGCGGCGGCAAGCAGACCAACACUCAUAUGGCGAACAUCCUAAAAGAUUUUUCUCACAUGAGGAAGUAAUUUUACUUUUAUUGCAUAGCGUCGGCGAUUGGGAAACCUGGGCAUUCAUCGGACCGGGUCCUCAUUCAGAAUGAUAAGGAGGACAACAUUAUGUACAACAUGCGAGGAUAUGUGCCUGAGAGCUUUUGAUUCCUCGUUCUGUGGAGGCCUUCGCGGCAUAGAUCAAUAUGUGCUAUAGAGCACAGGUUCGCAGUGCAACACGCUGAACUGUACCUGUCGAUCAUUCAAGCAGUUUAAAUGUG
Molecule: messenger RNA, 1151 nt
Organism: Trematosphaeria pertusa
Lineage: Eukaryota; Fungi; Ascomycota; Dothideomycetes; Pleosporales; Trematosphaeriaceae
Product: transcription initiation factor IIE, beta subunit
Exons: 2
Coding region: 109-909 (266 amino acids)
Biological process (GO): transcription initiation at RNA polymerase II promoter
Cellular component (GO): transcription factor TFIIE complex
Source: RefSeq, a predicted model, not a curated record